AUGGCGACCUCUUUCAACCACGCGUAUCGCUUGCCCGACGGCGUGAACUAUUCCUUCUCGCGCCGACCUUCAACGGCCAUCCCUCUGCCACCGAUCCCCUCAUCAUAUGACGACGUCGGCAUCUUCUCUAGCGGUGCGCAACAAUUCAAAACCUCUUACAGUCCAAUAAAAGCAACCUUCAAUCGCGCAAGGAGAUCCGCGUCGCAAAGCGCGAGCGCGAGUGUGUCGCGAGGUGACAGACCAAGUGAGAAGGAAGGAUUUCGAUCGCGCGGGAACAGCUUCUCUUUCCUGCGGAGGACCUCUUCCACCAAGACUUUGAAUUCGACCCGGGACGUUGCUCCCCCAGUACCAGACCUUCCUUUCUUCAGACCUGCUCCUGCUCCCGAACUGUCAUCUCCAACCAUGUUGAGGAAGUUCAGCCGGUCAAAGGCGUCAGCCGCCGCAGAGCCCACAAGCCCGCGUCUACCAGCUCCCUCGCUUUCACCACUACCCGCUGGCAUUGCAAGCUUCGACGACUCUCGACCCGACAGUGUCGCCAUCUUUGAGCACGCCUACACGAUUACCAGCAGCCCAGUCCAGCGGCAACAGCAACAGCGGCCCGCCGCCAACUUCUCACGUCCUCAAGCCAUGGCACCCACGCCCGCCAGCAACAACAGCUCGUCUUCGCCCGACUAUGCGACUCGCUCCGGCGGGUUGGGAUCCGGCCUGUCUUCGUCUCCGCUCUACAAACCUGGCAUGAAUACUGCCAGCGGCGAGUACGUGGUUGACCCGUAUGCCGACCGGACCCAGAGCAUGACCAAUCGCGGUCGUUUCUCCUAUGCUUCUUCCUCUCAARUUAACGCGGUGAACAGCCCCCGAAGAGUGCGCAGACGCAAAGAUCCCACACCGUUCAACGUGCUAGUAAUGGGAGCAAAAAACAGCGGCAAGACGUCGUUUGUCACCUUUCUCCGACACUCGCUCUUGGCCAAGUCAAGCAAGUCAUUCCCCGGUGAGGUGCCAGAAGCCCAGGCUUCCAGCGGAAAGUCGUUCACGUCGCACUACAUCGAAACUGAAAUGGAUGGAGAGCGUGUUGGUCUCAYGCUGUGGGACUCUGCCGGACUAGAGAAGGGUGUCGUCGAUCUGCAGCUGCGGGAGAUGACGGCAUUUGUUGAGUCCAAGUUCGAGGACACUUUCAUGGAGGAGCAAAAAGUCAUGCGAAGUCCAGGUGUCAAGGACACACACAUCCAUUGCGUCCUCCUCAUUCUGGAUCCGGUGAAUCUCKAUGGCACCCUCGGCAAAUCUGCCGCAUUCAAGCAGCGUGGCUCACAUGCCGGGAGCCCCGACGAUAAUCUCGAUCUGCAAGUUAUGCGUGCGCUGUGGGGCAAGACCACCGUCAUACCUGUUAUAUCCAAAGCUGAUACGCUUACUGUUGGACACAUGAAUUACCUCAAACGCGCAAUGUGGGACUCGCUCAAAACCGCAAAGCUCGAUCCGCUCGAAGCCCUGGAUCUGGAAGAUGAUGCCGGGUCUUCUGACCUGGAUUCCGACGAGGAGAAGGACAGCGUUCUUGCAGAAGCAGAAGAAGAAGUGCCUGYACCCAAGCCAAAAAUGCACAAGCGCCUGUCCUCCGUGCAUUCCAUGCAGAACCAGAACAUGACCGAAGACGACACGCCAUACCUCCCGAUGUCCAUCCUCUCACCCGAUGUCUACGACCUCCCGCCUUAUGCACCAAUCAACAGAGGCACCAAGAUCGGCCGUCGCUUUCCAUGGGGUUUUGCAGAUCCGCACGACGCAGACCAUUGCGAUUUUGGACGCUUACGUGACAGCGUGUUCCUGGAGUGGCGCAGCGAAUUGCGAGAGCUCAGUCGCAGCAAAUGGUAUGAGAACUGGCGUACGUCGAGGCUCAAGAAUUUCCCGGGCACCAAACAGCGUAUUCGAGGCGGAGUCACACCGGUUGCAGCUGUACCUCGGGAAGGCCGGAUUGCCAGCCAGGCAGUCGCUGCAACGAGUGUCCCUAGGAGUGUCAGCAAUGGAGGUGCGAAUCCAGGCGCAAGCACGCAAAAUCUUGCUGGCAGUGCCCCAAAUAUACGCAGAGAAGUCUCUGGCGUGAGCGAGGCGGAAGUUUGA
This is a messenger RNA of Ramularia collo-cygni, 2106 nucleotides long. RefSeq lists its product as uncharacterized. Gene Ontology annotation, cellular component: cytosol; microtubule cytoskeleton; septin complex. The transcript is spliced from 2 exons. Gene Ontology annotation, biological process: cytoskeleton-dependent cytokinesis. The record is from RefSeq and is a predicted model, not a curated record. NCBI's taxonomy places the organism in Eukaryota, Fungi, Ascomycota, Dothideomycetes, Mycosphaerellales, Mycosphaerellaceae. Bases 1 to 2106 code for a protein of 701 amino acids. Gene Ontology annotation, molecular function: GTPase activity; molecular adaptor activity; GTP binding.